CCUGCUCCACGGGACUGCUCUGUGUUGUCCCAGGCUGGGAGCAAAGGGGCGGCUCAGAAUCGGAUCAUUCCUCCCAGAUACGUGGGGAUUCGGUGGACGGGGCAGGAGGAGGCUGAAUGAAUUCCGCGGGCAUGUAAGAAAGACCUGGAAGGUGUGCACGCCCCGGUCCGAAGUGCCCUGCCUCUCCCACAGGGCCUGGGUCAGGAAGGAGCUAUUUUCUCCACAAACACAGUUGGUGUCUGCUGGCUGCUGACCGAGAGUGGGCAGUGUCGGCACGGAAUUUCAAGGCUAUGUUUGGGACGGUUUGACUUGAAACCUUGGCCACGUGGAGCAGAGCACAUUCUGUCCCGGGUAGGGGCAGAAGCCGCGUCCGUGCAGUCGGCACCAGACCUGCGUCCCUGGGCAGGGCAGCCGACCUCCAGCGGCUCGGAGCCGCCCCCUUCUUUGGGGAGCUCCCUUGGUCAUCAGGACCCCCGCCACAUGGGAAGUUAGGUGCUCCCUACAGCCAGUGGCCGUUGGGGGCACGAAUGCGGGGCCAGGGCCGAGGUGACGGCAUGCCAGCUGCCCCCGCGGAGACAGCUGAGAGCACAUCCUUCUCUUUCCUGCCCCCAGUACGCCUGCCCCCAAUCCCAGGAAGUGGAGACGGCCACCCUGGAGAGCGGAUGAACUGUGUGGGCCCGAGCCAGGGGUCCCCCCAAAAUGCAAAUUUGGGGUGGACGGCAAGCCCAGGUGGACAGUCCUCAGGCCGGACGGCCAGGCAGCAGACAGGAGGUGGACACUGGCAACGCGGGGGAGCUGGGGCACCCGAGGGCCCAGGACCGCCUGGACGGGGCAGCGUCCGUUCCUCAACGUGUUUUUCCUUUUCCGCUCGCGGCUCCCCUCUGCUUUGCCCAUGGCUGCGCCGCGAGCUGCCCUUUCUCACGGCAAAGGCACAGAGCUGCAGACGGAUUUCUCCUCGCUUCCGAUCGUCCGGUUUUGAUCUUUAUCACAGAACGGCCCGUCUGACGGGCUGCGACGAGGCUGCCGAUGAAGCGUUUGUCAGCACAUCCCGCCGCGUCUGCAGGGGUGAGGCGCUGAGCUCCCACGACUGACUUCCCUCCAGCUCCCGCUCCCCGUGUGGCCGAUGGAAAGAGCAGGGUGGCGUCGGGAGCUCCGGCAGGCCCACCCAGCCCAGAACCUGCAAGGGCCAGUGGGGCUGGGCUCCAGCCCGGAGUAGCACUG
Molecule: messenger RNA, 1221 nt
Organism: Mustela lutreola (European mink)
Lineage: Eukaryota; Metazoa; Chordata; Mammalia; Carnivora; Mustelidae
Product: glycine-rich protein GRP33-like
Exons: 2
Coding region: 528-1091 (187 amino acids)
Source: RefSeq, a predicted model, not a curated record